This is a messenger RNA of Cercospora beticola, 711 nucleotides long. RefSeq lists its product as uncharacterized. NCBI's taxonomy places the organism in Eukaryota, Fungi, Ascomycota, Dothideomycetes, Mycosphaerellales, Mycosphaerellaceae. The record is from RefSeq and is a predicted model, not a curated record.
AUGCGUUCCACUUUCUUCAUUUCCGCCCUGGCAGCUGUAGCCUCUGCAGCAGUCAACGAUCCUUGCUAUGGACCCAACGGCAUCGCCGGUGUCUGUAUAGACUCCGGUGCUUGCACCAGCGGAGGAGGCACAUCGAUCGCUGGCGCCUGUCCAGCAGAUGCUGCCAAUGUUCGGUGCUGUUUCAAGCCUAGCUGCGCCAAUGGCUCUUCAGGCAACUGCCGCUGGCGAAGUGACUGCGCUGGCAGCAGUGUUUCGGGACAAUGCCCAGGACCAGCUCAGAUGCAAUGCUGCUCUUCCAAUGCUCAAGGCUGGGGAGGUUACAACAGGCCAUCUGUUCCUGGUGUGGGCGCCUGCAAACAGGUUGCUGUCACUGGUGCCAAUACAGUGAUCAACGCUUUCCCAGGCCGCAUUCGAGAGAUCUUCUGUAUCCGUGAUUGCGCUUGCGGAAGUGGCAGUGAUCACUGCUGCGGAAAGGCUAUUGAUUAUAUGUUGAGCGAUGGUGGUGGUCAAGCCUCCAUCUCUGGUCGCCAGAUCGCUGAGUGGGCCAUGAACAACCGUGGCUCGCUGAACAUGAAGUAUGUCAUUUGGGGCCAGCGCAUCUGGACUCCAGGUCGGGAUGCUGUGACUGGAUGGAACAACUGGCGCACCCAGGGAGAUCGUGGAUCCAUCACCGCCAACCACUGGGACCACGUCCACAUCAGCUUCAACUAG